AUGCAGAUUAAAGCUCCCCCUAAUUUCCAACCCCAAGAUGUAAGGAAGGGUAAAACACAGAUCCCUGGUCCCGUCCGAUCACGAUAUAGAAAGUUCGAUAUUUAUCGUGAUGUUCAACAAUUCUAUCACGUAGAUGAUCACGCCAUUCAGGUAGCCCAGAAUGAUCAUGAAACGUUUAUUGAUUUGGUCUGGCAUCUUGUUUACAGUCAGAAUUACCAAUCAGAUCUGGAGAAAGCCAGGGCUAUAUUCAGAUGGAUGACCAGUAAGAAUAUGUACACUAUUAAAUUUAAAGGUAACGCUGCCAGUGGCAGUCCUGAAGAAGUUAUCUUGUCUUUUAGAGAUAAACAAGGAACUUAUGCCAGAAUUUUCGAAACAAUCUGCAGAUUUUCCGGCCUCCAUUGUCAAGUAUUAACAGGUUUUGCGAAGGGAUUAGAUUAUAGACCAGGUGAUAAGUUUAAAGGAUCAGAAUAUAACCACAGUUGGAAUGCUAUAUUAAUAGAUGGACAGUGGUAUCUUAUUGAUUCUCAUUGGGCCACUCGCUAUCUCGUCUCCGAGAAAAACAACCCUGAAAACUUGGUGUAUGAAUAUGAUGAUUUUUAUUUCCUGACUGAUCCAGAACAACUGAUCUACAGUCACUGGGCUCACAAAUCAGACUGGCAACUUCUCUCACGACCUAUUUCACUUCAAGAUUUCGAGAACCUCCCAUUGGUCAAGUCCUAUUUCUUCAAAUGUGGAAUGUUUUUUAUUUCUCAUCACAAUGGUGUCGUCCAGACCAAACAGGGACGUGUAGCCUUGACCUUGGGCUUCAGCAAACCCACCAAUUUCACGUAUAAAAUCGUAUUUUCCGAUACCAAUGAUGAGAUGUAUCAAGGCCAGAAACUGAAAAGUUAUGCACUUCAACAUCAAGGAAAGAACCAAACCACUACUUUCAUUUUCCGUGCUCCAAAAUCCGGGCAAUUCUACUUCACUAUCUUCGCUCAGCUUCUCACUGGUGAACUGGGAGUAAAGAAUGUCUUCACUGCCUCCGCGGAAUACAAAGUCAUCGUUGACAAACCAGCCUCUGAUGCUGUUGCCCUUCCCAACUGUUCAGACAGUAGCUGGGGAGCAGGAAUUGCUGUUGAUCAAAUUGGAUUGGUUGCUAACCCCACUAAUGGCGUCUUGACAACAUCCAAUGGUAAAGUUAACCUGGAAUUUAAGAAAACAAGACCAGCAUUCAUUUUGGCGAAACUUCGUAAGAAUGGAAUGAGAGAAGAAGAUCUUGAGAAACACAUCAGUGAACAGGAUCUCGGAGACAGAAUCAUUGUGUCUGCUGAAUUGCCCAAAGAAGGAGAAUACGGAAUUGAAAUCUACGGUAACGACCCUGCCAAAGAUGGUGACACCUACACUCACGUAGCCCAAUAUUACGUCCAUAGUGCCCCACAAGCUGAACAACUGAAAGCUUUCUACCAAGAAUCUCCCGAGAGACGUAAUUUAUCACCACAGCAACAAGCUGAAAUAGAAGGAGGCUACAGACCAGAUUCGUCUUCGGUUAAGAUAAUACCUGUGGAUUUUUCAACCCGGUUUAACCCCCGUGUCAGUGAUGCAGUUAAGAGGGGCUCACAUGGAAAAAGUACCAGUUGUUCGGAUGGGACAAUAAACCGAGGCCUCGUGUGCUACAGACUGUGCACAUUAAAGAUUCCUCAACAGUCGGAAAUCGAAAAAGAGCAGGCUAAUGCCGCUGUCCUGGCAAAAUUUCUCUCAUUGUACCCUGCAUGGCGUUACCUGUCUUCAUUAGCCUACAUAGUAUCGAAAUCAGACCACAAUAGUUUCCGUGAUUUAGUUUGGGAUUUGAUUUAUUCUAAAAAUAUUACAAAUGAAAUAGAAAAAGUCAGAGUUAUUUUCCGAUGGUUAGCAACUAAAAAUCUAAAAGAAAUGAAUUUUGAUAAUGUUCAGCCAGGAAGUCCUGAGGAAGUUUUGAUGGGUUUGAAAACUGGAAAAACAACAUAUGCCAUGGUGUUUGAUACUAUGUGCAAUUACGCUGGCCUCCAUUCCAAGAUUAUCACUGGAUAUGCCAAGGGUGCUGAUUAUAAACCAGGAAUGAAAUUUAAACCUGGAACCAACCAACACUCCUGGAACGCUGUCUAUAUCUAUGGUACUUGGUGCUUGAUUGACGCACAUUGGGCUGCUCGUAGAAUAAUUGGAAAACAAGCUCAGACCCAAUCAUCCGAGGAAUUCCAUUAUCAACUCGACGAAUACUUCUUCUUGCCCGACCCCCAUCAGCUGAUCUACACCCAUUUCCCAGACGAAGCAAAAUGGCAACUCAUCGAACAACCAAAAACCUUAGAAGAAUUUGAAAACCUUCCACACAUGAAACCACAAUUUUUCAAAUAUCAUUUAGAAUUCGUCACGCAUAAAACCUCCGUGAUAUACAGUCGUGGAGAAAUCAAUAUCAGACUGCGUUACUUUGACCUCAAGUCUGCUGUCACAUUCAAUUUCACCAUCUGCUUCGAAAACGGAGAGGAGGAGUACCGAGGCGUUAAAUUGAACAGAUAUGGAAUGCAGGAAAGCGUUGGAAACAUCUCAUCAUUCCGUUUACGUCUACCAAUCAAAGGAUCCUAUAUCUUAUACAUCUACGCUAAAGAAGAUACCCCUGAAAACAAAGAUAAUGUCUACGCCCAGGUCUGCGAAUAUAAGAUCGUCCAAGAAGAGGCUUUGAAUCCUGCCCCAGAAGCUUUCCCACCAUGUUCCUAUUUGAAUUGGGGACCUGGACCAAGUUUCAAUAGAUACGGCCUCACAACCUACCAGCAGACGGCGUGUAUUCAUACGCGAGAAGGAAAAGCAGAAGUACAAAUUAAAAUCCCCCAAAACAUGCAGUUUAUGGGCAAGAUGAAGAACAACCAUUACAAUGAUGGAGAUCUUGAGGGUUACGUGGUCCACAGAGUUGUUGGAAAUACAGCUUUCUUUAAUGUCACUGCCCCAGGACGAGGUGAAUAUGGUUUGGAGAUCUACGCCAAUGAUCCUGUUAAAGAAGGGUCAACCCUCUACCAUGUAGCUCAGUACCUGAUCAUCUGUAACGAAGAUGUCAAAGCCACACCCCUUCCUAAACUUCCACCUGGAUACCUCGGGCCUCAACACAAAUUUGCUGAAUUUGGCAUGGCAACAUCCAGUCACCAUGACCCUAUAAUUCACUUGGAUACCAACACCGUCACGAUCCAGAUUCGAUCAGAGACUUUGUUACGAGUAACUGGAAACCUACUGGCUGUCCAAGAAGACACCUCUGAAGUUGAACAUCCCGAAUAUAUUUUUGCCCAUACCUUGGGUUCCAUGAUCACCUUCAUCAUCAAUCUUCCCCACACUGGAUUCUAUAAGCUCCAGCUGUACGCCUGCCCUGUUAGCGAUAGCAGUCAACAACUUCCUGGUGUAUACAACUAUCUUAUCAACUGUCGCCAGGUAACCCAAGCCGUAUUCCCCUUCCCUAAACAGUACGCCCAAUGGAAGGAAGGUUGCUUCAUGUAUGAACCAGGAGUGAUCGCCACUACAACUGGACCAAACGGCCAACAGAUUUCCAAAGAUCGAUUACCCCCAGAGGUUAACUUCCGUUUGAUGAUUCCUAAAGCUGAAGCUGUUGCCGUAGUAGCAGGAGAAGAUUGGACCCAGUUAGAUCGUCUCCAAGGAAACGAAUGGGGCGGAAUUUUGAAGGUUGAUAAAUAUUAUGGAACAAAUACUAAAAUUACCGUCAACGCUAACUAUGGAGCUGACAAAACAAGUUACGCAACUUUGUUGGAAUAUUGCGUUUAGAAAAUUGUUUUCUUGUUUGUUUGUUUGUUUAAUUUGUAAAUGUAGUAUUUUUAACCAAUCGUAGUGAAGGAAGAGAUAAGAGAAAAGUAUAAAGAUGGCCGAAAGUUGUAGUCGUUAUUUUAAUGAUAGAGAAUGAGGCUUGAUAAUUUUUCUAAAACUGUUAACUGUUUUCAAAUUUCUGCAUUUAGAUUUGUCCGCCAAUAUUUUCAGUAUGAAAACAUUUUUGAUAGAAAAACGAAGUUUCAUGCAUAGAUAUUACCAAUUUAAGAGUCCCCUCAAUAAAACAGAUGGAAUCAUAUUGUAAGCUGAAGCUAGUUCUACUUUCAUUUUAUAUUUACUGCCAAUUAGAUAGCUUAUUGAAUGUGGAAUUUGCAAAAUAUUUUGAUAUUGAGCCUCUGGUAUAUAUUAACUACUGGCUUGCUUAAUAGCUUUUCUCAAUAUUUAAGGAUAUCAUACUUACUUCAAUCAUGAAUAUUCAAAGUAUAUAUAUCCAGCCAAUGAAUAUGAUAUUUAAAGAUCUGAAUAAAUUUACAUCUCAUUAUCUCAAGACAUGGGUUUUCUUCCCAUGUUUUGAUUUGAAAUUUGAGCUUUUUAUUUUUUAUGCUUUGUCCAAAUAACAAAUGAUUAGUCUUUCAAAUUUUACUCACAUGAAUAUUUGACCUGAAGAUUUUAUAGAAAUAUGAUUUUAGACUUGUUCCAUCAGGCAUUAGAAGAUGGUCGUCCGACAAUGAUAAGUAAUGGCAUUGGAAUGUGCUUGUUAAAAUCUAUGGUCUAACAAAUGUCUUUUCCUUGUAAUUUAUGUUGAUUUAGCAAUUUGAAGGAGUUGCUCUGCUACCUUAAAAUCCAAACAAUGGUCAAUUACUGCAGGAUCUGUUUGCGAUACCACACAAUUUUUCAUGUCAUAUCGAUAAAUUGGCUGCAAGAUAAAAAAAAAAUGGUUGUCAAACUUCAGUAUGAAAGUCUAUUCGUUAAGCUUAUGGCUGGAUAUGAAAGUCGAGCGAGGUCAAAGUUCAAAGGUCAGAGGUCAGGUCGUAGAGUAAUUGUUAAGUGUAGAUUAUUAGAUUUAUAUUUUAAUACUUUUUAUUAUAAAAAAAACUUUCAAAUUUUUUGCUCUUUUUUGUAUUUUUUCAAAACCAAACAGAAAUGUUUCGUUGCUAAGAGUUUGUUAAAUUUGUUGGUUACUAGAUUAUGAUUGUUAUAAAGCCUACUUUUUAAAAUUUUGUGAUGUAAAAAAAAGAGCGAAAGAUUUGAAAGUUGACCAUUUUUGUGAAUGGUGCGUAGAUUAGAGAUGAUUCUAAGAUGUAUUUGGUAUUCUUUUAUUAUUAUUAUUAUUAUAAUAUAACUUGAAACUUUUUUUUUGCAAUAAACUGCUUCUAUAAUAUCA
This is a messenger RNA of Lottia gigantea (owl limpet), 5161 nucleotides long. RefSeq lists its product as hypothetical. The coding region runs from base 1 to 3777 and encodes 1258 amino acids. The transcript has 9 exons. The record is from RefSeq and is a predicted model, not a curated record. NCBI's taxonomy places the organism in Eukaryota, Metazoa, Mollusca, Gastropoda, Lottiidae.